CUCUCUCUCUCUCUCUCUCUCCAUAACUUGAAUCCUAAGUAUGAUUUAGUCCUCUUCUCUUUAAAUCAUCAUAAAAUGUUUCUUCAUUUCUCUCCUUGUACACCGUAGAAAUACACCCACUUCUCAUACUUUCUAUCUCUCUCUUUCUAUAUAUUAAUAUCAUCAGAGGACCUUCCUUCUUAGUGGGUUGUGGCUGCUGCUUCAAGUUUUCUUCUGAUAUUGUUGUGCCUCUUUCUUAAAUCUUUAAGCAAGAAAUGGGGAGACAUUCUUGCUGCUUAAAGCAGAAAUUAAGGAAAGGUUUAUGGUCACCUGAAGAAGAUGAGAAACUUUACAAUUACAUAACUAGAUUUGGUGUUGGUUGCUGGAGUUCUGUUCCUAAGCUAGCUGGCCUUCAAAGGUGUGGAAAGAGUUGCAGGCUCAGAUGGAUUAACUACUUGAGACCUGACCUUAAGAGAGGAAUGUUCUCACAGCAAGAGGAGGAUCUUAUAAUCAGUCUUCAUGAAGUUUUGGGUAACAGGUGGGCUCAAAUUUCAGCACAGUUACCAGGAAGAACAGAUAAUGAGAUAAAGAACUUUUGGAAUUCCUGCUUGAAGAAGAAACUCAUGAAGCAAGGUAUAGACCCAACAACCCACAAGCCAAUAAACGAAGCACUGCAAGUGAAAGAGGAGAAGAAUUGUACAGAUAAGGCAUCAUUGCAAAUACCGCAGUCUAAAGGGCUACCAAUUGUAUCAAACUCGACAACACAGGAGCCAACAUUUCUCAUUAGCGAUACGACUUACUAUAGCAAUGGAUUAACAGAAACUUCAAGAGAGCAAUUCAUGAACAAGCAAGCCUAUUAUCCAUUAUCCUACUUUGAAUUCUCAGCAGGAAUUGAGCCAGGUGGGUAUAACUCAAGUAUUCCAGGUCUGCAGCAACCAAAUCUCAGACCCUUUGAUCAAAACCAAUUCGAAACAAGCUCAAACUUUGCAUUUACUUCAAUGCCAAGUUUAACAAGUUUCGACCAUGGAAGCAUGAGUGGUACAGAUUUCUCAGACAAUUCAGCUUCAAGAAUGAGUUCUAUGUUCUUGAAUGAGGCCAAAGAAAGUUCCAGCAACAGUUCAAACAUAAGCAAUUACACUGCAGGGUAUCAGAUGAACAGUAUGGUGGAGAAUAGUGCAGCUUUCUCGUGGGAAGCCGAAAACAAAAUAGACUCGGUGUUUCAGUUUCCGGUGAACGGGAUCAAGACGGAAGAAUUGAGGCCGAAUCCAUGGCAAGAAGGGCAGCUUCACCCUCAGAAUUCAAUAGAUUUCAGUAGCUAUCCGUUAACGUCGCUGUCAGAAGAUCUAACCGGAGCAAAUUUUGAUGUCUUCCACCAGAUAUGAACUGUAAAUUCAUUCAUUUACCUCUCCCUAUAUCUCUCUCUCUAAACAAAUAUACGAGAUGUUGAUAGUACAGGAGUGUUUGAUAUAUAUAUUUUUUUCCAAAAAAGAAAAAGAAUCUUUUUUUUUUUGCCUUUUUUUCUGAUUAACCAGGUGAAGAUCGAAAAAGACUAAGCUGAUAUUUCUUUGGCUUUAAUUAUCUGUGUCCUUUUUUUCUCAUUUUCUUGUGUACUUGGUGUUCUGUAUUAAUUUGUUUCCAGAACAGUUGAAAUAAUGUACUGAAAAUUUCAAGAGUGAAAACUAAUUUUGUGGUCUUAA
Hevea brasiliensis (rubber tree) is the source of this 1676-nucleotide messenger RNA. Its product is annotated as transcription repressor MYB6. The record is from RefSeq and is a predicted model, not a curated record. The transcript has 3 exons. Lineage: Eukaryota; Viridiplantae; Streptophyta; Magnoliopsida; Malpighiales; Euphorbiaceae. Gene Ontology annotation, biological process: regulation of stomatal movement. The coding region runs from base 255 to 1361 and encodes 368 amino acids.